GGGGCCUCGGGCUUUGGCAUCUGUGUCGAUCGCAUGCUACCGACCAACCGUGUCCAGGGCUGUGCAUGCCAUUGGUGUCCCAUUGGUGUCCUAACCUGCGUCUGCCUGGCGUUCAAAUGGUUCUGCAUAUGGCAGGGAGCUAGUGUGAGCUGUUUGCGGUUCACAAUGGCAGACAAUGGCAGACAAUCCAGUGUCAAAUGCCCUGCCUCGUGUGAAGCGUACCAUGGCACAACCUCCACGCAUGGCCGGAGGCAAGGGAUCAUCGUUCAGCCCAGCCAACGAUCAAAGCCAAUCCCACUUCGACGCCACCACACCCAGCUGCACGACCCUGCGCAGGCCACGCUUAGCGAACGCCAGGCUGAGGCGCUGCGACAAACACCAGAGAGACAUGGCAGUAAGCGGGAAACCACUUACGGUCCGCGCAACCACGAAGAAAUCAGCGGAGAUUCUUGGCGAGUGCGUGAGCAACAAUGGCCUGGGAAACACAUGGCAUGUAGGUGCAUUAGGAGCGGUGGCUAGGGGAUAGAGCUGGCCAACAGCACAGGGCAAGUGUCCAUCCAUCAAGAUGCCGCGCCUAAUCGGGAAUGGCCGUGGAGCCUGGAGGGGCUCUAUGCCAAUAGUGACAGCGUCCAGACCGCUUGAACGGGCUAAUCUUACUGUAGCCUGUAGUGCCGACUCUCACCAGAUGCAAUACAAUGGCUCAGGCCCCUAGGGCGGCUGGUCCGUUGUCAACCUGCGAGACAGGCAGGC
This is a messenger RNA of Ilyonectria robusta, 750 nucleotides long. RefSeq lists its product as uncharacterized. The record is from RefSeq and is a predicted model, not a curated record. NCBI's taxonomy places the organism in Eukaryota, Fungi, Ascomycota, Sordariomycetes, Hypocreales, Nectriaceae. The transcript has a single exon. The coding region runs from base 34 to 519 and encodes 161 amino acids.